AUGACUGGCAGUCUGUGUGAUACAGAAAGCUCUGAAGAGCCUGAGCCAUCCUGCCGGAUAAGGAGGCCAAAAACGACACGCUCUUGCCGGGCCGGACUGAUAUUCCCAGUAAGCCGCAUUGAUAGAUUCCUCCGGAAGGGAGACUAUGCAGAGCGGAUUGGGUCAGGAGCAUCAGUAUACAUGGCUGCAGUGCUUCAGUACCUGACAUAUGACAUUGUGGAUACUGCUGGGAACAUUGCUGAAAAUGACAACAAACGUCGAAUUGCCCCGCGGCAUCUACAGCGAGCCAUCAGCAAUGAUUCUGAACUCCACUGUCUGCUUGGAGGUAUCACCUUCCCCCAGGGGAACACCCUGCCCAAGAAUCGGCCUGCCACAUCAACCAAGAAGGGGAAGGGCAAGAAAUCUGGCAAGAGCGUAAGAGCUAAAGAUAUUGUUGCUGCUUAA
This is a messenger RNA of Rhineura floridana, 444 nucleotides long. RefSeq names its product histone H2A-beta, sperm-like. The transcript has a single exon. Gene Ontology annotation, molecular function: protein heterodimerization activity; structural constituent of chromatin; DNA binding. Bases 1 to 444 code for a protein of 147 amino acids. NCBI's taxonomy places the organism in Eukaryota, Metazoa, Chordata, Lepidosauria, Squamata, Rhineuridae. The record is from RefSeq and is a predicted model, not a curated record. Gene Ontology annotation, cellular component: nucleosome.